Molecule: messenger RNA, 996 nt
Organism: Lactuca sativa (garden lettuce)
Lineage: Eukaryota; Viridiplantae; Streptophyta; Magnoliopsida; Asterales; Asteraceae
Source: RefSeq, a predicted model, not a curated record
AUGUUGGAGGCAAUCUAUUCUUUUAACAAUGAGAUGAAAGAAUUGUUUCGCACUGUGCCUAAACAUGCAUCAUAUACAUCACCAACAAUUCAAAAGGAGAUUUUAAACCAUAUCUCUAAUAGGGUGAAACGGAUGAUUUGCGAUGAGAUUGAUGGUGGAAAAUUUUGUUUACUUGUUGAUGAAGCACAUGACGAGUCCAACAGAGAACAAAUGUCUAUUGUUUUGAGAUUCGUAAAUAAAGAUGGCGUUAUUAUGGAGCGUUUCCUUGGACUUGUUCAUGUUCGUGACAAUACAUCACAAACUCUGAAGAAUAGAAUAUAUUUCCUAUUUACACAUAAGAAUCUUGAUUUUAAGUCGAUUCGUGGCCAAGGGUAUGAUGGUGCAAGCAAUAUGCGAGGUCAUUUCAAAGGGUUGCAAGCAUUGAUUUCGAAGGAUUGUCCGUCUGCAUAUUAUGUUUAUUGUUUUGCUCAUCAAUUGCAAUUAGCAUUAAUGGCUGCUUCACAAGGAGUUAUUGCAUUGCAAAAGUUUUUUACUCAGUUAUCUUUUGUUAUCAAUGUCGUUGGUGCUUCUUCCAAGUGUUCCGACCAACUAAGAGAUGCACAAGCAGAGCAAAUGACAUAUUUUAAAUCUAUUGGUGAGUUGGAGACUGGUAGAUGCCUCAAUCAAAUUGGUACAUUACAACGGGCUGUAGAUACCAGAUCGGGUUCUUACUUGAAAUUAGUUUCAACCUUAAUCAAAAUGUUUAGUUCAAUUUGUGAGGUUUUACUUAAAAUUAUUAAGGAUGGCACUGGUUCGAUCAGAGGAGAUGCAGAUUCAGCAUAUGAGACUAUUACAACAUUUGGAUUCAUUUUUGUUCUACAUCUCGAGAAAGAAAUAAUGGAGAUCACAGAUUUGCUUUGCCAAGCUUUACAAAAACAAUCUCAAGAUAUAUUGAAUGCAUUGAGGAUUGUUGCAUCCACAAAAUUGUUAUUGAAAAAAAUGAAAGAUGAAAGAUAG